Molecule: messenger RNA, 1850 nt
Organism: Rhipicephalus microplus (southern cattle tick)
Lineage: Eukaryota; Metazoa; Arthropoda; Arachnida; Ixodida; Ixodidae
Source: RefSeq, a predicted model, not a curated record
CUCCGGUCCUGAUGGGUAACACUCGCGGCCUGCGUUGGUCUGUGCCGGGUUCGCCACUGCGAAGAACACAGAACGGAUCCACGCCACGCUAGACGACCGACGAAAGACGACGACGUUGUGGAUAGCCGUAUAGGCUGUCCCUACAUCGCCGUGGAAAAUUACACGUCGAGUGCCUGUAUACCAGCAAGCUGUCCCUGGCCCGUGAUUGGCGGCCGUGGUGGCCACCAUGAGCGAGCGGCCGGUGGUCGGCAACGCGGCUCACGGAGGUCGCAAGCCAUGUUCGCGCUUCCGCUUUUACAACCUCGGCUACUUCUUCUCGCUCAGCGGACUCAUGGCACUCUGCGAAAUUAUCCUUGGGAUGGCCAUCUAUGCGCUGCUCUGGGAUUCUGCAAAUGAGCUGGACAAGUUCCUGGUGACGGUGGCCUUUCUGCAGUGGAUGACCGGUCUCUACAUACAUGCCACGAUCGCAUUCUGCGCGACGGGCGCCCGUAUACGAGGCCUUUUACUAUAUUUGCUGCACCAUGGCGUCGGAGCCAUCUUGUACCUUGGUGGCGCUGUGACCACCUUGGUCAGCUCCAUGUACACGCAGACCGAUGACAUCAUUCGAACGGCAAGUGUGAACGCGACAAGUGAAGCGGUCCCGCGUCGCUUUAACGAGCGCCGCUUACUCUUCCAGAGCCUCGCCCUGGGUGCAUCGGCGCUGCACCUAAUUCAGGCUACGCGGUACCUGCUCAAACACAGGCCCGGAUCAGAAGGUGCCGACGCAGCAGCCGACGAAGCCAUUUGUGGCUUCGUGGUCGAGACUCGCAUUGCCAAAUUCAAGUCGAGGCCUCCACCCGUACCACCAGUGCCAGUGCGCAUCGACUCAUCGGUGCUGCAGACGCGCCGGGACUCCAGCGCUGUGGCUUCAGUGACCACCCGCCGGGAGUCCACUGCCGUGCCUUCGCGGAGAGAGUCCAGCGUCACCUACCCAGAAUACCUGUAACCUCCCACGCCGUUAACCAGAAGUAAACGCCCGCCCGCUGACAGGAAUUUACAUCUCAACGGACUUCGGGCAUUCCCACGCACACAUCGACCACCUCAAGACAGACUGAGUAGCGUGCGAGAAGAGUUGGCACAGCUUGAGUUUUUCGCAGAAGUCGCUUGUUCCUUAUAAACGCUGAAAGUCUUCCAGCGUUCCGGUGAUUGCGAGCUCAUACUAUGCUACUGUUUUUAAUGAGUUCAUCUUGAAAAGGAGCCUUUGUGGUGAUCAUCCUGAGGAAGUACUUAUCACUGUUACUUACGCUCAACAAAAGAGGCUUGCAUAUACGAUUAUUUUACGCCGCACACCGGCAGCGAUUUUUCGUAGCACUAACACUGCGAUGCUCCAAGAAUAAUGUACGGUUUGACACGUCACAUUCACAAAGUAAUAACGUUAUAUGCUUAUUACAUACGAGAUGUUUUUACGUUGUCACGUAUGUGGAAUUCCCACAUUUACAGUUCCCGGGCCGUAGGGCAUGAGCACGUGCAUCGCGCAACACGCGAGGUCCUUGUCUUCCCUUUCUCCUUACUAACAGAGAUAUGUCUCGUAUAUAGUCACGUACUCGUAGUCAUUACCCAGGCUGCGUCACUACAGGACGAGUCACUAUAUAGAUACAAUGGAAGCUUAAUUCGCCUUCGCGUAUAUAACGCACUGCAAUGGAGGGUACGCAGGAAUACUACGUAAAAAAGUAGCUGGCACCAGUCAGCUGCGGGUCAGAGGCGCAGGCAUUAGGAUAUACUGUAUGUAUCUGCGCCCUACACCGGAAUUUUAAAGUGGUGUGAUUUCUCAUAGUGCCGCACAUUGAAUAAAACACUUUGUCUUUUUAGAA